This is a messenger RNA of Achroia grisella, 4743 nucleotides long. It is a transcript of the gene Gcn2, whose product is annotated as eIF-2-alpha kinase GCN2. The coding region runs from base 31 to 4698 and encodes 1555 amino acids. The transcript has 27 exons. NCBI's taxonomy places the organism in Eukaryota, Metazoa, Arthropoda, Insecta, Lepidoptera, Pyralidae. The record is from RefSeq and is a predicted model, not a curated record. Gene Ontology annotation, molecular function: eukaryotic translation initiation factor 2alpha kinase activity; ATP binding; protein tyrosine kinase activity. Gene Ontology annotation, biological process: DNA damage checkpoint signaling; regulation of translational initiation by eIF2 alpha phosphorylation. Gene Ontology annotation, cellular component: cytosol.
UUAAGAUUAUGUGCAUUCCAACGUACAAUAAUGAGUGACGAAAGCCCAGAAGAGCGCCAAAAAGAUGAACUUGUAUCGUUGCAGUCAAUAUAUCCAAAUUUGGUGAGAGACCUGCGAGCAAACUCUGCUUGGAAAAUAUGGAGGCCAAAUGAUUUUCUUCUUACACUGCAGCCGUUGCACAACUCUGCUAUUGAAGGCAUACAUUGUUCUGUCACAUUAAGGUUUUGCUGUUGCCAUGAGUAUCCAGAUAAACCUCCAACAAUAGAAAUCCAUGAACAUAAAGGCCUAUCAAUUGAAAAUGCUUCAAAAUUACUGGAUCAUUUGAAGGAUUUAUCUCAACAAAAGUGUGGGGAAGUUAUGAUAUUUGAAUUGGCUGAGUAUACUCGGCAAUACCUCCACGACCACAAUAAGCCUACACUGUCUUUCUACGAUGAAAUGUUGAAACAGCAAAAUGAAAAAGAAGAAUUGAUAAAACAAGAGAAACAGGAAGAGCGUAAAAAAAUAAAGGAUGAAAUCCAGAAGAGACACGAAAUAUAUAUUGCGGGGAGACAACAGAUUGGAGUUCAGAAAAAUGGCAACAGUACAGAGAUGAAUAGCGAUGAAGGUCUGAGUGACGCACCUGAACUUGUAUUUUACGCGGACAGUAACGUGUCUCCUGUAAAGAAAGUGCCGCGUGAUCGCUCCGUGAAUAUCAGUUGCACUUGCAAUCUAGAUAUCUUGCAGACACUUAAAAUAUCACAGAGGAAGAACAAUAAAGUGUAUAUUGGGAAAUGCUUAGGUCACUCCUCAAACGGGGCCACAACUUACUUGGCCAUCGAGGACUCUGGUGAACAUCUCAUCUGCAAGAAGUGGUCCAUACCAGCAGCAUCCGAGUUCCAAACUCGCACCCGACAAAUGGAGCUACUCCGGCAGGAUUUAAAAUCGAUGUGUCGAUUACAACACUCCUCAUUAGUGCCAUAUAUCGCCAUGGAAAUGUUUAAAGAGAACAAACGGACACCAACGCAAUCUGUGUAUAUAUUUAGGAAUUAUAUAUUAGGCAGUUCAUUAAAGUAUUUAAUAGAGAAGUGUAAAUGUAGUGAUAAGUAUGAAGUAUUGAAGUUAGUGAGGCAUAUAGGGCUUGGAGUGUUCAGUGCGUUGACAGAGUUGCAUAGUGUUAACGUGUUACAUAGAGAUGUAAGGUGUGAGAACGUAUACUUGGACGAUCUCGGUGCGGUUAAGUUGGUCGGCGCUGGUCUUGACUUGAGACUCGCUGAAAUGCUAGAAGGCGAGAAUUAUUGUGAAAGUCAAUCUCAAGCACAGGAUAUAUACGCCGCUGCACAGCUGUUGCUAUCCAUGAUAGCCCAAGAAAGGAAUUCCCAUGAAAUACCUCCAGAACUGCCCAGUGCCGCUAAAGACUUCUUCUCCAAAUGUAUCACAGAAGAUUCGCAAUGGUCAGCUGAGAAGCUAGUCAGUCAUGCGUUCCUGGUCGAUGCUCCCACCAAACAACCAAGCAACAAGCAGACCGGUGACGCUGGAAGUGGAUCUGAUGAUGAUGAAGCAGUGCUAAAGGUCCGUAAUAUAAUCCCAGUUACCAACGGUCACUCUCGGCUUAUGGACGAGUUUGAAGAACUCGCGUGGCUCGGCCAAGGUGCCUUCGGAGAUGUCUUAAAGGUGAAGAACAAAUUAGAUGGUGGUUUCUACGCAUUAAAACGGGUUAAAUUAAACCCAGAGAACGUGCAGUUAAACAGGAAAAUAACACGGGAAGUGAAACUACUGUCCCGAUUGAACCACGAGAACGUGGUCCGUUAUUACAACGCGUGGAUCGAGUCCAUCACCGCCGUGGACGAUGGUGAUGAGUCUUCCAGUUAUAGCGUCGUUAAAACACCAACGAGGAAGAAACCCGGUGAUAGCCUCGAGGGUGUGGUGGCUAAACUGGGACAAGAGGUCAAGCUGGAGUGGUCCAUGUGCGAAGGGACUGGACCCAAACGGAUCUCGUCCGACAGCGAGGAAGACGUGGACGAUGACGAACAGCUCCCACUCUUUAAGAUGAGCCCUGAAGACGAAUCCAGUAGCAGUAUAGAAUUCGCCGGAGAUUCAGACAAUAAAUCCGAGACCAUACCCUCGGAAGCUCUACCUGACACCCCUAGGCCGCAAUCCAUCCGUUUGAACCAAGUACUCUAUAUCCAAAUGGAGUUCUGCGAGAAACAUACACUACGACAAGCAAUAGACAACUGUUUGUACCAGGAACACAUACGAGCGUGGAGGCUGUUCAGAGAGAUUGUAGAAGGUUUGGCCCACGUUCAUCAAAGAGGCAUGAUACACAGAGAUUUAAAGCCAGUAAAUAUAUUCUUGGACUCAAACGACCACGUCAAGAUUGGAGAUUUUGGUCUGGCGACGAAAGCGUUUACGGGGUUGCCAGUUGACGAACAAGCUAAACCAGAAGAAAUAAGAGGUUCCUUGACUGGACAAGUCGGAACAGCCCUUUAUUUAGCUCCGGAACUUCUACAAUCCACAGGAAAAGGUAUAUAUAACCAGAAAGUCGAUAUAUACUCGCUUGGGAUCAUCCUAUUUGAGAUGUUUCAUCCCCCACUGAGUACCGGCAUGGAGAGGGCGAAAGUGCUCAACAACCUCCGCACCAAAGAUAUAUUGAUGCCAAAUGAUUUUAAAACUGAUGAAAACACAAAGCAGAUAUAUGUUAUUCGGUGGCUGUUAAGACACGACCCCCGCGAGCGCCCCACGUGUGCUGAACUGCUGGGGAGCAGCCACGUGCCCCGAGCGGUGCCUGAGGGCGCGCUGGCCGGCCUGGUGUCGCACGCACUGAGCGAGCGCGCGCGGAACUACCAGCGCCUGGUGGCCGCCUGCCUCCACCAGCGCCCGUCGCCGGCCGAGGACUACACCUACCACAAGGACAUGCGCACCAGGCCCAACGAUCUGCUCUCCGUCGUCAAGGGCAACGUUAUAAAGGUGUUCCAUAGCCACGGCGCGACUGAGUUCUCACCCCCGCUGCUCACCCCCCGAGCCAAAAGUUGGGAACAGCACCCCAAAGCGGUCGCAGUGAUGACAGCCAGUGGUACCGUCUGCCAUUUACCACACGAUUUGAGGCUACCAUUUGCAAGACACACGGCAUAUUCUGCCACUAAAUAUAUGCGUCGUUACGUAGUGGAUAGGAUAUACAGAGAGAAACACGUGGCGGGGUUCCAUCCCCGAGAGAUUGUCGAGUGUGCAUUCGAUAUUGUCACCCCACAAAGAGAACUCAAUUUUCUCUGUAUCGUUGUGGCUGAUGCAGAACUACUCGUUGUGGCGAGUAGGGCUGCCUCGGAGUGUAAUCUAAAAGUCACCCUGCAACUGAACCACGCUCUGCUUCUGCAAACCCUACUGCUUUCUUGUGGGGUUCCGCUGGAUAAGCACGCUGAUAUAUAUCCCGUUCUAGUACAAGUUGGUUUAGGCCGUAUUACAAGAUUACAACUGCAAACACAUCUAGAGUCGCUAUGUAUAUCAUCUAGAGAUAAGACGAACCUGCUCCGCCUAAUGGAAGCUGAUGUACCGUUCAGUGAGUUGAAGGAAAUCGUGUAUGAUAGUAAAUUGAAGAGCGCAAAGUGGAGUAAGAAGAUCAACCAGGCGUUAGAGGAGUUGGAGACUGUUUAUGUCAACGCUAAAGCUUUGGGCUGCGAGUGCCCCAUGACGGUCGCUCCGUUCCUGGCGUACAACGCGAUGCAGCACAACGGCGUGUUCUGGCAAAUGAGCGUCAUACGUCAGUGGGAACAUAAGCCAAACGCCAAACAGCUUUCUGGCGACCUCAUAGCAGCCGGGGGCAGAUAUGACGCACUAGUUGAUGAGUUCUGGGAGGUGGCUAGAACGGAAAAGGACCAAAAUGAACAGUUGAAGAGUAGUUCUGUGGGCUUCUCUAUGUCGUUAGAGCGGAUUGUCGCCAUAUUGAAGAAGAUGGAAGUGGAUUUACCGCCUACAGUUAAGGAUAUUGAGUCGACGCUGAUAUGCGUGUACGUGUCGGGCAAGGCGGGCAACAGCAAGGAGGGUCGGGAGGCGAGCAUGUGCGCGGAGGUGGCGCGCGAGCUGUGGGCGGGCGGGCAGCGCUGCGCGGGCUGGCCCGCCGGCGAGCCGCGCGACCUGGCGCGGGCCGCGCUCGUGCUGCAGCCCGCCGGCGCCUGUCUCAGGGCCACCUUCUGGGCGGACCGUGUGAUUGAGACAAAAUUGGCUUACCACGAAGUGAUCGACUUCGUGAAACAAAAACUGAAUCCAACCAUACCACGAACUCCAGAUGGUACAAGUAAUAGGUCAUUAAAUACGAACGACACAGAGAAAACUAACAAUAUUACCUGCUCUAUUACGUUUAUCACUGCAAAGGACGAAUGUAUGAACAAAAAUACAAAACGAUUAUUAGAAAACCAGAUCCACACGGCGGUGACGUCACUGGCGGCGUCGCUGGGAGUCGCUGGAAGAGCGCGCGCGUGCGUCCUCGCGCUCGGGUGUGGAGCCGCCGCCCUGCGCGCGCUCGCCGCCCACACCGAGCUGAGCGCCCUGCGCGCCGCCCGGCCCGCGCGGCCCGCCGCGCCAUUCAUCAAGAAUCAAGACGUGUUAGAAGACGCACUAGAAGUACUGACAGUCAUCGCCAACCAGAACAACCAAAAUCGCUCCACUGACGAGACCCAGCUCAUCAUUCUAUACUCCAUACCUGACUCAUUGUGCAAAAUAGUAACGUAACAAUAAACAAACCAGCUUCGUACAAAUAAGUAUCCAUAAUAGGAU